This is a messenger RNA of Pocillopora damicornis (cauliflower coral), 1119 nucleotides long. Its product is annotated as angiopoietin-related protein 7. The record is from RefSeq and is a predicted model, not a curated record. Lineage: Eukaryota; Metazoa; Cnidaria; Anthozoa; Scleractinia; Pocilloporidae.
GGUGAAUUUUGGCUCGGACUGGACAAGAUAAACCGUCUGACACAAAAUAAGACGAAGAACAUGCUUCGAGUAGAUCUGGGGGUGACUACGCGCCAAACUGUUCACGCUGAGUAUGAAUGGUUUGGGAUUGGAAACGGGACGGCUGACUAUCGGCUGUACAUUGGCAAUAUGACAACAGAUGCAACUGUUUCCUAUGAUUCCCUCAAUCCUCACAAAGAUUUCAUUUUUGGUACCUGGGAUAGAGAUGCUGCUAAUUGUACUCUAAAAAGAGGCGGAGGUUGGUGGUAUGGCAGCAGUAGUGAUUGUGCUGUUUCGUCGAAUCUCAACGGAAUUUAUCCGCAUUGUGGAAAUAAAACCUUGGCCAAUAUCCAUUGGGAUCAAUUGGAUCAAAACAGUCCCGAGGGCAGCACCCCCACAUCAACUGAAAUGAAAAUUAGACCAGCGGAUUUUUUUAAAACUUUCUGACGAUAAAGUGUUCAUAUAAAUAGUGAUUUCUGCGUCUUCAGAACGGUCAAAUUCGCUUUUAAUACAAUUGUGGUUUGCAGAUUAAUGAUCGAGUGGCCUUUGCAUGCAUGGUGAUGUUGAUCCUUUUUUACGUACUAUUCAUUGUUGAUUUGAAAACGCUAUGAUUAAAAAAAUCAGUUCGCUUGCUGUCGAAAUUAAGCCAAAAUAUCUGUGAAUUCAGUUUUCUAAUAUCCGACAAAGAAAUUUAUCCGGACCAAUCGAUGCUAUUUUGAAACGUUAAGAAGUAAUUUCCAUGACAAGAUAUACGACGUGUAUUUUUUUCAAAGCCAUUGAAUUCUAGAUUUUAAAAUGCUUAGAAUAUACAGAUUAGAAGAAAUGACGAAAUCAUAGACUUAACCAUAUAUAGUUGAUCAACUGCGAUUUUAGAAAAGAAUAUUUUCAUCACAUCGAGAUUAAUUCAGAAAGAUUUAUACCUAUGGAACGUUCUAAGCUACUGGCUGGAGCUCAUAAUAUUUCAUGUUUUUACUUAAUUUUACAGUUUUUGCGUUUUAUGAUGAUUUUUAAAGCUUCGUCUUCCUAGAGCUAUAAAUAAAACGAUUUAAGAUUAAAUCAAAAUAUGUAACUUAAGACAUGUGAGUUUUAACGAGUGGAGAA